UGUUCUGUAACUACGUUCGCCAUUAGAACUGUCACCCUUCCCUGAAUACUGAAUACAUACUGCAUAUGUCCAUAUGAGAGGUAGACACACAAGAAGCAAUAACUAAUUUGAUUGAAGUCCAUGGUUGGCCUAAUCGGACGUUUAAGAGCAGAGACUUAUCAGAAAUGGACGGCGGCCAACAGGAUUGAGAAACUAUCUCCAGGAACAGGUCUAUCGAAUGAACAAAUGUUCUUUGUGUCAUAUGCACAGAGUGAAUGCUUUAAUAGAAAUGACAGAUAUGCAUACAGUAGAGCUAUCCGGGGAAGUGUAUCUGAAGAUAUAGCUACAAACAGUGCAAUGUCACACGUGAGAGAGUUUUCACAAGCAUUUAGAUGUCCAGUUAACUCUCCGAUGAAUCCUGCCAAGAAAUGCAAUCUGUAUUGAAGUGUUCGCUGGUAACGAAAAAACAUCAUCCAAAUGACUGGUUUCAUCUUCUCCAUAGUAUAAAACCAAAUGAAAAGACUGGAUAAUCUCUAUCAUUCAUUUCCUUUUUUAUAUAGUCUUCCAUAUUUAUCAGACCGUUACAUUUCAACCUUAAUUAAAAUCACAAUGUUUUCAUCAGCAAACUGUUCUCGUACCAUUGUUCAUCUUAAAAAUCUGAUUUCUAGAAUUAAUCGUUUGUUAUUCUAAAAUACUCAGGCUUUACCAAUACAAUGUAUCUAUUUCUUGUAAAAAAAUUUACAAAAAGAGUCACCUUAUAUAGUGUAACAUAAACCAUAUGUCAUGCAAUAUCAAUGCUUUGAAAUCAUCAGUAUAUGUAUUUGCAGAUUUUUUCUGAAACAACGAAUGGCUUUCAUUUGAAUAAUUUUUGAAUUUUUCAAGGGUCCAUAUUGGUUGUGACAGCAUGAGGAAAUAGAUAUUUUUUUAUGGUAAAAAAUACAAAAUUCCUUUAAAAUAGUGUCAAAAUUCAAUAAUCUACUAUGUGUUCGUUAAGUUUUGUUGAUAUCAUUUUUACCUAUUGAGAAAUAAACUUUAUGUGAA
Messenger RNA from Mytilus trossulus (common blue mussel), 1020 nucleotides. Its product is annotated as endothelin-converting enzyme 1-like. Gene Ontology annotation, cellular component: plasma membrane. The record is from RefSeq and is a predicted model, not a curated record. Gene Ontology annotation, molecular function: metalloendopeptidase activity. Gene Ontology annotation, biological process: protein processing. Bases 121 to 423 code for a protein of 100 amino acids. Lineage: Eukaryota; Metazoa; Mollusca; Bivalvia; Mytilida; Mytilidae. The transcript has 4 exons.